This is a messenger RNA of Colletotrichum navitas, 903 nucleotides long. RefSeq lists its product as uncharacterized. Lineage: Eukaryota; Fungi; Ascomycota; Sordariomycetes; Glomerellales; Glomerellaceae. The record is from RefSeq and is a predicted model, not a curated record. The transcript has a single exon. Bases 144 to 620 code for a protein of 158 amino acids.
UAACAGCAGCUGCCACUGACUCUGGAUUUCCAGAACGCCCUGAUGCGAUACUUUGGAUUACCAGGAAACCAUUAUGGUUGAAGUAGAAACUUAGGUAUUCUUAGCAUACCUUCGCAGCACAGGAUGGCAAUUGUAGAUUAUCGAUGCACGAGGAUCAAUUAAUUGCCUUACUGCCAGACACGUUGCAGUCUCCACGAGGUAGAGAAUGUCUCAAAGCCAUAGGGCCCGCAUUAUGGGCCUUUCAACCUUCCAUCCUCUCAAUCCGUGAGGUAAAUAUUCCCUUUGACGUUCCCCAUCUUCAUCCUGCCUUCCGAAGAAAUGAUAGGUACCUGCUGGAGAUGACCCCCAAACCGAAGGUGGCCCCGCCAGUCACGGAGGCCGGGACUCUGGACGCGGCGGGGAACCACGUUAAACACCUAAAAACAAAAGCCCCACCACAGCCCGGACCAAGCUCAAGCUUCUCUAUUUUCCUCGCACCGAGCCACCGACCUCAACCCCCCCGGGCCGUAGAUGAGCAAACACCUAGCGCAACCCUCGACGACGUCACUCAAGACGACCACCGACACCUCCUUGCGCUCAACACACGACCACAACAACAGUUGAGAGGGCAUAUUGGCUGAUUUUGCCACAAGUCGGCCACUUGUGAUAUUUGUGUCGCCACUACGAGAACUCCCACGCACCAACACCCUCCUCCCCCCAAUACACAGCACAUUCGCACGCACGCAGGCGAACACGCGCAAUGGCGGAUAGAGGAUCACACAGAGGCGGCGGUCGAGGAGGUGGCGGUGGAAGUGGCUACCGCGGACGUGGAGGCGGAGGAGGAGGACGCGGAGGUGGCGGCGGCGGCGACCGCGGAGGAGCCCAGGGGUCCGGCGGCGACCGUGAGAGGCCCAAGAAGGAGAA